This is a messenger RNA of Melanotaenia boesemani (Boeseman's rainbowfish), 4811 nucleotides long. It is a transcript of the gene tbc1d30, whose product is annotated as TBC1 domain family, member 30. The record is from RefSeq and is a predicted model, not a curated record. Lineage: Eukaryota; Metazoa; Chordata; Actinopteri; Atheriniformes; Melanotaeniidae. The coding region runs from base 231 to 3548 and encodes 1105 amino acids. Gene Ontology annotation, cellular component: endoplasmic reticulum. The transcript has 15 exons.
UUUUGAGUCCGGUGCAUUCAGGAAGAAAAACAGAAGCCGUCAGACGAGUCUCCACCUUUCUGAGGUGAGGAGUGGAGUACUCCAGGAAAACCAUCCUCCGAAACGCUCAAAGAAAACUUUGCAACUUUAUUUGUGUUGUUAAGAAAAAUGACAGUUUACUGGUAGAGAUACGAUUACGACAAGUAAGGUAAUUUGGCUACUUUGCCCUUAGUAAAAUAAAAAGAAAAAUAAUGGCGUCAAAGCUGAAAUUAAACAAUAAUGAACUUCUGGAAGUUGACAUAUGCGACGAAGGUGGCGCGUGCACUAAGGACGAGAGCGGUGUUUAUGUCAACUCCGACGCUUCUCUUCAGGAUGAUUUCUCCGGCUUUCAGCUGUGGACGAGCCCCGCCGAGUCAGCAAAUGACACAUCAUCAUCUCCGGGAGAGCAGGAGGUCUCCAGCGAGCAACCAGUGCCGCCUGGCACCUUUACUGCCACCCAAAGGACCAACACGGCCGGCGACAGUGACACUGACUCCCUGGGAAAUGGAGUCAAAGUUCUGCGGACCUCCAUAGUGGACUGCCUGCUGGUGGAGCUGUAUGAGACGUACAGCGGAGGCGGCAGAAGGAAUGCGGACAGCUGGGACAGCUCCACCGAGGCGUCCGGAUCAGAAUCAGCCUUCCUGGGCCGCAGUAACUCUGGUUCCAGUUUUCUCCAGGAGCUGCAGGAGAAGCACACCAAGAGGCACCAGAUGAACUAUCUGGCCCAGAAAGCCCCGGAGGAGCUGUGUUCAAUAAUCCAGGAGGUGAAAUAUCGAACAGGUCUGCAGUCGGCUAAGCUGAUACGCCAGCUGAAGAGACGGGACAGACUUUGCCACAAACUGCAGAAGAACUAUGACAUCAUGACAGCGUGCCUGCAGGCUGUCUCACAAAAGCGACGUGUUGACACAAGACUGAAGUUUACCAUUGAGCCCUCACUGGGAAAGAACGGCUUCCAGCAGUGGUAUGAUGCCCUCAAAGCUGUUGUGAGACUUCCUACUGGGAUACCAAAGGAAUGGAGGAAAAGGGUUUGGCUAACGCUAGCGGACCAGUACCUGCACAGCAUCUCUAUUGACUGGGAGAAAACUCUUCGUUUUGCCUUUAACGAGCGCAGCAACCCGGAUGACGACUCCCUCGGCAUCCAAAUCGUCAAGGAUCUGCACCGGACAGGCUGCAGUUCUUAUUGUGGCCAGGAGGGGGAGCAGGAUAGGGUGGUGCUAAAGAGGGUGCUGCUGGCAUACGCCCGCUGGAAUAAAAGCGUGGGUUACUGCCAGGGAUUCAACGUCCUGGCUGCUCUAAUACUGGAAGUUACAGAGGGCAACGAGAGUGAUGCAUUAAAGGUGAUGAUCUAUCUGAUCGACAAGGUGCUGCCUGACAGCUAUUUUGCCAACAGCCUGCGUGCAUUAUCAGUGGACAUGGCGGUGUUCAGAGAUCUGCUGCGUUUAAAGCUUCCCAGGCUGUCUCAGCACCUCCACCACCUUCAGAAAGCAGCCAACCGAGAAGCUGGAGGGAGCUACGAGCCUCCGCUGACCAACGUUUUCACUAUGCAGUGGUUUUUGACCAUGUUCGCUACCUGUCUGCCGGCCCCGACUGUUCUGAAGAUCUGGGACUCAGUUUUCUUUGAGGGAUCAGAAGUACUGUUUCGGGUCGCCCUCGCUAUCUGGGAGAGACUGGGAGAGAGGAUCGAGUAUAGCCAGACAGCGGAUGAGUUUUACAGCAUGAUGGGUUGCCUCACUCAGGAGAUGUUGGAGCACAACCUCAUCGAUCCCACAGAACUCAUGCAGGAGGUUUACUCCAUGGCGGUGUUUCCCUUCCCCCAGCUGGCUGAGCUAAGAGAGAAAUACACUUACAACAUCACUCCAUUCCCUACCUCAGUGAAAUCUAAUGGAAGCGAUGGUCUGGGCAGCUGGGAGAGUGACGAUGAUGCUGACAUGGAUGAUGAAGAUUCGAUGGUGACGGCGCUUGGCUGUCUGGGGCCUCUGGGUGGCCUGCUGGCCCCUGAGCUGCAAAGAUACCAGAAGCAUCUUAAAGACCAGCGAGCAGAGCAGGGGAACAUUGCAGAGCUGAGCCCAGGAGCGGUGGCAGCUGGAGCAGGAGGAGGAGCAAAGGCAGAGCAUCAGGCAGCCAUCAACAGCAUGAUGAUGGAGAGAAUGAGCACCGACAUCUGCGCACUGAAGAAGCAAUAUGCACGUAUCAAGAGGCGGCAGCAGCAACAGGCUAUGCAACUCUACAUACGCACAGGACCUGGACCUGAAGUGGCCACAAGUCCAGGGGUUCUUCAGGAGGGUUCCAACAAACACAGCAACCACACUGACGAUAAAUGUCCUGCCACACGGGUCCUGGCCUCCCAGCUCAACCCUUCCAGCUCUGUGAUCAACCACCUCCUUCUGGGCCGGAAACCAUGUGGCAGCCCUCGAAGCUGGAGACCGACGUCUGGUAGCAUUUCUACACUACCGGGGUCCCGACCUACUUCUCAAUCGCAGAGUCAGGGGUCCCCAUCCAAGCAGCGCUGUGGCAGCACUGGAUCUCCAGGGAGCACGGGGUCUCCUUGGCGUGCUCACGUCCGCCAGCAUCGGAGGAACAUAGCGAGGACUCGAGCACAGCUGGGCUUUGGAGAUUCGGAAGAAAGGGAAGAUGAGGAUGAUGAAGACAGAGAAUCAGUUGGGAUGGAGGAGGAUGAGAGGAAAAACGGUGAUAGAGGAGACGAUGAGCUGAAAGAGGGGUGUGACUCCUCUAUGCCUCCAUCUUCUGAUGCUUCAGGUGCAAAUUCAGUGUGUGAAGAAGCUCCACAGUGUUCAUAUGUGAUGAAAGAGGCAAAGAUUGAGGAGGUGGUGGUGCAGCUGGACUCCUUGGAUCUGGAAAAAGAGACCGACCUGAGUUCUCCUAGCAACAUGGAAAUGCAACCCAAACUACCAGAGUCUAAACCUGCAACUCCGGUUCCUCUUCUUCCUCCACCUCCAUCCUCAAAUAGACACAAAGAACCUGACCUCUCAGGUUCAGAAAGCCACAGUAGCUCUGACACACACCUUCCCUCCAUUCCUUUACCUCCUUCUCACCACUCCUUUAACUCCUACAUUCCUUCUUCCACAUCUUCAAUCCCAGGUAUAUCCCCCUCUUCAGUUCUUGAUCUGCCCUCCUCAUUCUCUCCGAGUCUGACCUCUACCCCAUCACCAAACUCCACAUCCCAACUCCCACCUUCUUCAUCAGCCAAUGGCUUAUCUGGUUUCUCUCUCCCUGCCUCUUCCACCCUUUACAAAACUUCCUCCCCCUCCACUCCAUCGCUCUGCUCUAUUUCAUCAUCUAGGUCCACUAUGUCUUCUUCCCCAUCAACCCCAGCAUUCUCAUCAGCUUCCUCCACUCCUAAGCAGCAGAUCUUUUCCCCGUUCCCUUGUGUAAAGCAGCCUAGAAAAUCAGUUGCAGCCAGGAACCUCGGUCUUUACGGACCCACGUCAAGAACACCUGCAGUACACUUCCCUCAGCUCAGCCGCAGCCUCAACCGCAGUACUGCUGCCGGGACACUGGGGAGCCGAUGAAAGCCACAACACAGAUAUGAAACAUGCUACACCAUGUUGCCUCCUGCAUUUUGAGCAAACACCCCUUAUCUUAUUGGAAGAAGACUGAAAGGUCAAGAAAUGUGAAGCUCUGAUACGUGGAGAAAGCACUGAACCGUUGAUUUUAGACAUUGCGGCUCAAUAAUUUUUGAAAUUCACAAGCCAUUACAGGGAACCAUCACAGACGUAGCAGACGUUAAAGCAUGAGGACAAUUUCUUAAUUGCUUUAGUAUUUUAGCUGCAUCUGUAACAUACAUCUGAGGAGUGUGAGACAGAAAUAAGCCUUUUCCGGUGUCCUAUGCAGGUCUUAUUUGGCCAUAUUUGGACACAUUAAGAAAGAAGGAAAUGUGAUGUGAAGGCUAACUGUUACAGACUCUACAGUUUCUUGGGUAAUAAACUGAUUCAUAUUUGCAUUUGUGCUGUGCAUAAGCAUCUCUUCAGUAGCAGAGGAUUCUCCCUGGACUGAAACAUGGAGAUCUGGCCUGGAUAAAUGCUUCUUGAAGUAUAUGGACCGUAUUACAGUAUAUAACAAACUGUUUUAGCCACUUGAUUUGCACAAUAGCCAUUCAGUUGUUUUGAUGCCAAGUAUUUAACUGCAUAACAAAACAAUAGAUACCUAAGAAGCUCUGUAAACUGAAAAAAAGGGGAAAAAAUGUUUGUGCUUAAAAUCCUGCCAAUUGCAAUGAUGUCCUGAAGCACUUCAUUUUUUCUAUUAGUAAAAUCAUUCUGUACAUGUGUAAUGUGUCUCAUCCGUUCAACAAGGACGUGUGACUGAGGAUAUUAAUCUGAGACCAGCCAUGAUUUGUUUUGACUGAGCAUGUGAAAUGCGUGUAAUUGAAAUGUGGAAACAUUAAAUAUAAAUUAAGGGAAUUCUGAAUCUGGGAUGUAUGGAUUCUCACAUAGGAAUACUAAAAGUGUUUCUUUAUAAAGCAAAUAGAAAAUUACUCCCAUCAGAUUAUAUUAAUGAGUGUAUUGUCAAAAUAAAUCUGCAGCACUUUAAAUAUGUCUCACUUAAUGUUGUUUACAAUAUGCAUAGUCUACCCACAGAUUUAACUACAUCUCACUGGGCUUUAAAAUAAAAAUAAGACAGAAUCCAAACAUAGUCAGUUGAGUGAUGGAGUGAAGAAACUGUACUGUCCAUAAGCCAUAAGAAAUGUUAGUUUUGACUUUUUGUAGCACUUUUUGCUGUUUCUAUAUAAUGACAAGGACAAAUAUUCAUUAGGCUAUAUAAUAAAGAUCACUUAU